Molecule: messenger RNA, 5151 nt
Organism: Sus scrofa (pig)
Lineage: Eukaryota; Metazoa; Chordata; Mammalia; Artiodactyla; Suidae
Gene: DSG2
Product: desmoglein 2
Biological process (GO): homophilic cell-cell adhesion
Cellular component (GO): plasma membrane; desmosome
Molecular function (GO): calcium ion binding
Source: RefSeq, a predicted model, not a curated record
CCCUCGGGGCGGGGGCGCCGGGGAGGAGCGGGUGCGCGCUCACGGGGACGCAGGCAGCCAGCAGUGCGAGCGGCCCUAGGCGGGAGGCGAUGGCGCGGGGCGCGGAGGGCGCGCUGCUGCUUCUCCUGAUAUGCUUUAACUUUGGAAAUGGACUCCAUUUAGAGGCCUUACACUCAAGAAACGAAAAUAAGCUGCUUCCUAAACAUACUCACUUGGUCAGGCAAAAGCGUGCUUGGAUCACGGCCCCUGUGUCCCUUCGGGAGGGAGAGGAUCUGUCCAGAAAGAAUCCGAUUGCCAAGAUACAUUCCGAUCUUGCAGAAGAAAAAGGAAUAAAAAUUACCUACAAGUACACUGGAAAAGGGAUCACAGAGCCACCUUUUGGUCUGUUUGUCUUUAACAAAGACACUGGAGAAUUGAACAUUACCAGCAUUCUAGAUCGAGAAGAAACACCAUUUUUUCUGCUAAUUGGUUAUGCUGUGGAUGAAAAAGGAAACAACUUGGAAAAACCAAUAGAACUUCGCAUUAAAGUUCUUGACAUCAAUGACAACGAGCCCGUGUUCACACAGGAUGUCUUUGUUGGGUCUAUUGAAGAGUUGAGUGCAGCAAAUACACUUGUGAUGAAAAUCACCGCAACAGAUGCAGAUGAGCCCAAUACUCUGAAUUCUAAAAUUUCCUACAGAAUUGUGUCUCAGGAGCCUGCUUAUCCUCCAGUGUUUUACCUCAAUAAAGAUACCGGAGAGAUUUAUACAACCAGUAUUACCUUGGACAGAGAGGAAUAUAGCAGCUAUACUUUGACGGUAGAAGCAAGAGAUGGCAAUGGACAAAUAACAGAUAAACCCGUAAAACAAGCUCAAGUUCAGAUCCGUAUUUUGGACGUCAAUGACAACAUACCUGUAAUUGAAAAUAAAGUGUAUGAAGGGACAGUUGAAGAAAACCAAGCCAAUGUAGAAGUUUUACGCAUAAAAGUGUUUGAUGCUGACGAAGUAGGCUCCGAUAAUUGGCUAGCAAACUUUACUUUUGCAUCAGGAAAUGAAAGGGGUUAUUUCCACAUAGAAACUGACACUCAAACUAAUGAGGGAAUCGUGACCCUUGUUAAGGAAGUGGAUUAUGAAGAAAUGAAGAGUCUGAACUUCAGCGUUAUUGUCACUAACAAAGCAGCUUUUCACAAAUCAGUUAAGAAUAAAUAUAAGCCUACAUCCAUUCCCAUCAGAGUCAAAGUGAAAAAUGUGAAAGAAGGCAUUUAUUUUAAAAGCAGUACAGUCCGAUUUCAUGCCAGCGAGAGCAUGGAAAAAUCAAGCCAAAGCCAAAUACUGGGAAAAUUUCAAGCUUUUGAUGAAGACACUGGACAAGUAGCCCGAGUAAAAUAUGCCAAGUUGGAAGAUAUAGACAAUUGGAUUUAUGUGGACUCUGCCACAUCUGAAAUUAAACUUGUAAAAAUUCCUGAUUAUGAAUCCAGAUAUGUCCAAAAUGGUACAUACACUGUAAAGAUUGUGGCUGUCACCGAAGAAUAUCCUAGAAAAACCAUCACUGGCACUAUUGUUAUCAUGGUCGAAGACGUCAAUGACAAUUGUCCCACACUGGUCGAGCCAGUGCAGAUGAUCUGUGAUGACGCGAAGUAUGUGAAUGUGACGGCAGUGGACCUGGACGGACCCCAGAACAGCGCACCUUUCAGUUUCUCUAUCAUUGACAAACCAGCAGGAAUGGCAGAAAGAUGGAAAAUAGUACACCAAGAAAGUACCAGUGUACUAUUACAGCAAAACGAACAAAAGGCUGGGAGGAAUCAAAUUCGCUUCUCGAUUUCAGAUAGUCAGGGCUUCAGUUGCCCUGAAAAGCAGAUCCUUGACCUCACGGUGUGUAAGUGUGUGGAAGGCAGAAGUUGUGCAGAAAGGCGAUCUUGGUCUGACUCCUACGUUGGCCUGGGGCCUGCAGCAAUUGCACUCAUAAUUUUGGCCCUUCUGCUCUUGCUACUUGUGCCGCUGCUUCUGCUGACAUGCCAUUGCGGCGAGGGCGCCAAAGGCUUUACCCCUAUCCCUGGUACGAUAGAGAUGUUGCAUCCUUGGAACAACGAAGGGGCGCCCCCUGAAGACAAGGUGGUGGUCCCACUCCUGGGAGCGGAUCACAGAGAUGGUGUCGCAGCAGGCGGCGGAGUUGCAGGUAUGAUGAGCAAAGAGGCCACUGUGAAAGGAAGCAGCUCCGCCUCCUUUACCAAAGGGCAGCAUGAGCUCUCUGAGAUGGACAGCCGAUGGGAGGAGCACAGAAGCCUUCUCUCCGGUGGGGCCACCCAGGUUACAGGGACCACAGGAGCUGUGGUGAGCACAGAAACCAUGAGGACCACAAGAGCCACAGGGGCUUCCAGAGAAAUGGCUGGAGCUCAAGCAGCUGCGGUGGCAGUGAACGAGGAAUUCUUACGAACUUAUUUCACUGAGAAAGUUGCCUCUUACACUGAGGAAGAUGACAUUCACAUAGCCAAAGACUGCCUGCUGGUCUAUUCUCAGGAAGAAACUGAAUCUCUCCAGGGUUCCAUUGGCUGUUGCAGUUUUAUUGAAGGAGAGCUGGAUGACCGCUUCUUAGAUGACUUAGGAUUGAAAUUCAAGACUCUUGCUGAAGUUUGUUUGGGUCAAAAAAUAGAGAUGGAUGCAGAAAUGGAGCAGAGGCCAAAAGCUGUGAGAGAAACCAGUGGGCAGGCACCUUCCGGUUCACUUUAUGAGCAAACCAGGGUUAAUUCCGAGAAUGCUUAUUCCUCUGGUAGCAGCUUCCAAGUUCCCAAACCUUUGCCUGAAGUAAACACAGAGAAACUAACUCAGGAAAUAAUCACUGAAAAGUCUGUAUCUUCCAGGCAGGGUCAAACAAUAGCCGCACCACUUUCUGAUCCAUUGGCUUCUGGCAACAUGAUAGUGACAGAAACGUCCUAUGCCACGGGCUCCACUCUGCCACCAAGCACUGUGAUCCUGGGCCCCAACCAGUCUCAGGGCCUGAUCGUGACAGAGCGGGUCUAUGCCCCAGCUUCCUCCUUGCUAGAUCAGCAGUACGCCAGUGAGGGUCACGUGGUGGUCACCGAGAGAGUGAUCCAGCCUGAUGGGGGCACAUCUGGCCCUCUGGAAGGCCCUGGGCAUCUCCCGGAUGCCCACUAUGUCAUGGUGAGGGAGAGAGAGCGCUUCCUUACCCCCAGCUCCAGCCUGCAACCCCCGAUGGCUGUGCCUAGUGUAGCCAUAGGACAGAACAUGACAGUGACAGAAAGAGUGCUAAGCCCCGCCUCCACUCUGCAGUCUAGCUACCAGAUUCCCACUGAAACCUCUGUAACUACCAAAAAGACUGUGGUCUCUGGAACCAGAGUCCCAGGCCCUCUGCCCAACUUGGGCUUCGAGGAGCCUGGUCAUUCUAAUCAUACCAUAACCGCAUCUUCCACCAAAGUCACCAAGCAUAGCACCAUCCAGCAUGCUUACUCCUAAUCAGCCGUCGGCCACACUCUGACCCAGAGUGUAGCUAGCAGCGUUGAUUUCUGAUUUCCUGUUUUCAAAGGACCUGGUUUUCAUAACCCUCACAAACAUUUAAAGCACAUAAUACCUUAGGCUUAAACUUCUUCUCAGUCACUAAAAUGCAGAGAACCUUACUGUCUCCUCUCUAGGAGUGCAAUUCAGAAAUGCCCCAGGACUGGCUGAGGGCAUGAUGGUGAUGCUGUGCCUUUGGUGCCUUUUAGUGACUUGUGGCCAAACCAUAUUCACAAAGCAAGUUAAAUAGAGCAAAUCUGGCUUCUGAGAAUGUAUCAAAGUACUGGAAUUCCUCAGUGACUCAGUGGGUUAAGGAUCCAGUGUUGUCACUGCCAUGGCACAGGUUUGAUCUCUGGCCCAGGAACUUCCACAGCCAAAAAAAAAAAAAAAAAGAAUUUAUCGACUGAAUAGUUCAUGAGCCAUCCAGUAGAGCCACCCACAGCACUGAGUGGGCCGCUUUGCCUACCUCAUUGUCAUUUAACAUUACUCUUCUAGCCCAUACUUCCCUAUACCUAGGAAAUUAUCAACAAUUCAUUUAUCCAAAGAUACAUAACACAGUCCAAGUAACCAGUUCUGUUUGUUUGGUUUCCUUAAGCCAAGAGCCCCUUCAGUUCAUGUAAGGUUAAUUUAAUUUAAUUUAAUUUUUUUUUUUUUUUUUUUUUUUGUCUUGUCUUUUUAGGGCCUCAACCACAGCAUAUAGAAGUUCCCAGGCUAGGGGCCAAUCAGAGCUGUAGCCACUGGCCUACACCACAGCCACAGCAAAGUGGGAUCCAAGCCGUGUCUGCGACUUACACCACAGCUCAUGGAGACACUGGAUCCUUAACCCACUGAGCGAGGCCAGGGAUCGAACCCACAGCCUCAUGGAUGCUCAUCUGGUUCAUUAACCACUGAGCUACGAUGGGAAUUCCAGCAAUUGAAUUUUAGAACACUAACAUGGUAAGAACACACAUUGUGUGGUUCUGUGCAUGUAACUGUGUGUGAGUGUAUGUGUGUCCAUACAUGUGACUCUGAGCAUGUGUGUGUGUGUGUGUGUGUGUGUGUGUGUGUGUUGUAUGACCUUCAAAAUAGCAUUAUACCUUCCCUUUGUCUCUCAAUAAUCAUGAAAAUAUUAAGUACUUCAAAUUCAGUGGAAUAAUCCAGGGCAAAACUCAUAAAUAUAGUUUAUUUUUUAUAGUAAUAAUAUACUAUUUUUAAAAAAACCCUCAGGACACAUUAUCUUCUAAUUUAGUACAGCUAUAUUAACUAUGAACACUGUGGUUAAAAAACUGUGCCUAUUCCCCUGCUAUUUAUCCUCAGUGCCGACUAUGGGUGUGCCAAAUCAAUAUUUGUAGAAUUAAACUGAAUUUCAGAAGCCAUUCCCUUUUAACUAGAAUUGAAAAAAAAAUAUUGAAAGACCCUGUAAUUUUUAUAAUUAUGAGUUUAAAAUUAUGAUUUAUCCCAUGUCUCAAAAGUCAUUGGCUAGCUGGUCAUAGCUUACUCCCUGAGUAUUAAAUACUAUAUAACUAACCUGAAUUUGAACAGCAGCUUGCCUUUCUUUUUGAAAAGGGAUUCAGGUGUUUGACAAUAAACAGAGGGAAUUCUUAUUGCCCCUUGAAGAAAGAAUCCAUUUCAGGUUUCAAAGUGCAUAUCAGUAGUAAUUUAUAUAUUCUCCACCACAAAAUAA